Molecule: messenger RNA, 816 nt
Organism: Trichosporon asahii var. asahii CBS 2479
Lineage: Eukaryota; Fungi; Basidiomycota; Tremellomycetes; Trichosporonales; Trichosporonaceae
Exons: 2
Coding region: 1-816 (271 amino acids)
Biological process (GO): lipid homeostasis
Cellular component (GO): membrane
Source: RefSeq, a predicted model, not a curated record
AUGGGCGGCAACUUCAGACCACCGCCAUCAAGGCGAGGCUCGGCUGACGCCGGUCCCAGCCUUCCGAACACGUCCAUCCUUCGCGUGCUCACGAACACGCAGAAUGCCAGCGCGGCCGUCUUCGGUGUCUUCUUCACGGCGCAUCUCGCGGCGCCGAUCGCGGCUGCGUUCGGUGGUUUGGAGGCGGCUGACAAUGUCAUGAUCCUCGGACGAGAGCUCUACCUACCGUUGGAGACUGCGCUCGUGUACGCCCCUCUCGCCAUCCACGUUCUGUCAGGUGCUGCGCGAAGGCUGUUCAUCACGUACAAGACGAAAGGGAAGGCCCGCGUUUCAAACCAGUCCAAGGCUGGCUGGAUCCUAAUCCCUCUCGUCCUGCCACAUCUCUGGCUCCACCGUGUUCUCCCCGCCGAGGCCGCUGCUCCGAUCAACGCCAUGUCGCCGUCCGAGUUCGGAUACGAGUUCGCAGGUUACGCGGCACGGAGCCGGCCCUGGAUGACGGCUGGAUACCUUGCCCUGACGACUUUCGGCGUGUACCACGCUCUCAUCGGCGGCAUGCAGGUCGUCUCGUGGAUCAAGCGCUUGGCGGGUGUGAAGCCGAAGCUGAAGGCUGUUACGUUCAACGAACCCGAGGAGAUCAAGGAGCGCCGCCUGAACCGGACGCUUAAGCCGAUCUACACGCUUGUUGGAGGCGUAGUGGCGGUCGUGGCCCUCGGCCUGUUCCGUAUGGCCAAGGACACGGACGCCCUCACAGCGAGCACUCUCCUUAGGUACAGGGCCAUCUAUGAGAGCGCACCGUGGUCUGCCGUUCUCCACUAG